Paracoccidioides brasiliensis Pb18 is the source of this 1272-nucleotide messenger RNA. RefSeq lists its product as uncharacterized. The transcript has 2 exons. The record is from RefSeq and is a predicted model, not a curated record. The coding region runs from base 1 to 1272 and encodes 423 amino acids.
AUGUCGCCAUCCUCCCCUAUGUCGCCGUCUCGACGACGCAGAAACCCAUCCAACCUAGCUCUUUCAUCUGAUUCCCCUUCAGCCUUUACUCCAAAUGGAUACAGUCAGAGUCCCUUAAAAUCACCGCAAACUCCAAGAUAUCCCAUUCCAAUGUCACCCAUGAGCCCCAGACAACCUAGCUCAGAGGCGAUGGACAGAUCAGCAAGGUUUUCCGUGGAUUUUACGGCCCAGGCGGAUUCGGGUGGAGGCGGAUUGGGGAACCUUGCAGACGAACUGGCAGAUGUUUGGGACGAGGACGGGGAAUGCGAAGAAGACGAGUCUGGGUUCCAUGAAGAGCAUGAUCACGUACAGAUAUAUGAAAAGGAAGAUGAUUCAACGACUAGACGGACACACGAUGCUAGGAGCGAUUCAGACGAGGAGCAUUCACGGGAUGGAGAGUCAAAUUGGAAGAGUCUACAGAUUCCAAAGCAGAAAUCAAAAGCAGGGCAACAACAAAGGUCUCGCCGGCGUGAACGUCUCUAUGACGGCUCGGAUUAUGGUAAUGACUCGGAUUUUGGAGAACCAGGUGACCUCACCCCAGGACUGGAGGCGCGUAUGGCUGCACUUGAAAAUCUUGUUCGAUGGAGCACAGGAAACAACGGGUCUUCGGGGCAAAUCGUACAGCGGAUAAUUGAGAGCUUGCGGGAGUUGGUUGGCCAGAGCGGGAUUGAGAAUAGUGCUACUAGACUUAUCACCGCCCACGCAUCCCUCACCUCCCAUCUCACCUCCCAGACACGCGCAUUACAAACCCUCACCCACCCCCUUCUCUUUUCACCUUUCCCCAUCCUGUCCUCAGAAGCCAUAGACGACCUCAUCCCCUUAAUAAAUGACAUCCUACCAAACCUCCCUUUCCCCGUCCCCAAAACCCCGCAUUCCCAACAAUCUCAAACCUCCGUUGCCGAUCCCCUCCACUCUCUCCAAGCACUCCUCUCUCAGACGUCAGAUCUCACCCACACCCUUCGGGCGCUCAAUGACACCAUCCACGAGUCCCGCCAGCUUAUCUCGGCGGCAUCACGGCGGCUCAAGUCCGUGCGGGAACUGGUCGCGGAGAUGCAGAGGGAAGAAGAGAGACGGGAGGAGGGAACGAGAUGGAUCGAGAAGGGAGAGUGGGAUAGGCGAUUGCAAGAGCGGGAAGCUGGAAGAGUUUGCGGAGAUGUGGUGAGUGGCUUUGAAGCUGUGUGUGGAGAGUGGAGGGCACGGCUUUUUGGGUCAGAGGUUGCCGCCGCAUCAUAG